AUGUGUAUGAAAUCACUGGAUGAUGUUUGUAAAUUGAACAAUGAGUUAGUCGUGAAUGAGAACUCUAAAACAAAACCAAGCCAAUCCAAUGGUGAGAACAAAUCAUUGUCUCAAUCGACUACCAGCUCUUUGUCUAAGAAUACCUCCGCCAAUAUUCCUACGAAUUUAUGUAUUGUCUGUUCUACAAGUCGUCGAAUGUUAGCAUUUGUGCCUUGCGGUCAUUUUGCUGUAUGCAUACCAUGUGGACAUGGCUUAAAAUUGUGCCCAACUUGUGGAUCAAACAUUAAAGCAUUGCUACGUAUUUAUGAUUAA
Molecule: messenger RNA, 312 nt
Organism: Rotaria socialis
Lineage: Eukaryota; Metazoa; Rotifera; Eurotatoria; Philodinida; Philodinidae
Source: the annotation of a GenBank genome assembly